ACGCCCAGACACCCUCCGGCUCAGACAUGCUGCCGCUGCUGCUGCUGCCGCUGCUGUGGGCAGGGUCCCUGGCUCAGGAUCCGAGAUACCGGCUGAAGAUGCAGCCGUCCGUGUCGGUGCAGGAGGGCCUGUGUGUCCGCGUGCCCUGCUCCUUCUCCUAUGACACGGACGUCCUCAGUGCUUCUAGCCCUGUUCACGGCUUCUGGUUCCGGGAAGGGGCCGGUGUAAACUCGGAUGCCCCCGUGGCCACAAACAAAUUAGAUCGUCAAGUUCAGGAGGAGGCCCAGGGCCGAUUCCACCUCCUCGGGGACCCCAGGAACAACAACUGCUCCUUGGAGAUCAGAGACGCCAGGAAGAGCGACAGCGGUUCCUACUUUUUUCGUGUGGAAAGAGGAAGUAUCAGAUGGGGUUACACGUCUGAACAGUUCUUCUUGAAUGUGACAGCGCUCACCCACCAGCCCCACGUCCUCAGCCCGGGGGCCCUGGAGGCCGGCCGCCCCGGGAACCUGACCUGCUCUGUGCCCUGGGCCUGUGAGCGGGCCACGCCCCCCGUCUUCUCUUGGACGUCCGCUGCCCCCAGCUCGCUGGGCCCCAGGACCCCCUUCUCGUCGGUGCUAACCCUCACCCCACGGCCCCAGGACCACGGCAGCAGGCUCACCUGCCAGGUGAAGUUCUCCAGAAGCGGGGUGAUGGUGGAGCGGACCAUCCUGCUCAAUGUCACCUUCCCAGGUGCUCCACAGAGACCAGUGACCAGAGACUUCCAAAGAAACAGCACAGUCCUGGUGGCCUUCUGGGAAGCGGCUGUCAAGAUCCCACUCCUCUUCCUCUGCCUUCUGGCCCUCCUCGUGAGGUCCUGCAGGAGGAAGACAGCCAGGCCUGCAGGGGGCACCUCAGAUGCAACCUCCAUCCCAGGUUAACCCUUCAGCACAGCUCAUCUUGAAGCCCAUCUCCUCCCGGUCCUGACCCUGGUCCUUGCAGCAGCCUCAUCUCUUCCCUGAGUCACUGAACCCACCUACCUCCUGCUUCCUCUGGCUGGGAAACACGCCCUCGGGUCAGAGGACUCACCAGAGACGGUUCCCAUCCACUUCCCACACAGUUGGAGCAGCUGUGUUUCCUCCCCACUCAGGGGACGGAGGGGCCCACACCACAGGUUGGAUUCGAAGCCCUGGUGGGCCCUCCGUGCUGACUCUCCACACAGAUUAGCCCUCUGUCUGCAUCUCCCAACAUCUCCACACCCAGCCUGGUCAGAAUCUGUGACUCUGAGACUCUCUAUGUGCAGUGCCUUUUCCUGAAACGCCCUUUCCUCCCCACCCCUGCCUCCCUGAGUCCUGAGCAACCUGCAGGCUCAGGCUUCACCAUCACUGUGUGUGUGUGUGCACUUCAUUGUCUGGUUUUGCCUGGAAGAGCCACAUAUGUUUAAUUGCAGAGUAUUCAUAAAAUACUACUGCACAUCUACUCUAAGCCAUCUUGUGGUAGGUGCCCAGUGGGCAUCAGUGAAUACAACAUCAAAAUUCUCUGUCAUUGGGACUUCCUUGGUGGUUCAGUGCCUAAGACUUCCCUCCCAGUAGGUCAGCUGGGUUUGAUCCCGGGUCAGGGAACUAGAUCCCACAUGCUGAAACUAAGAGUUCACAUGCUGCAACCAGAGAUCCUGCAAAGGGCAACUAAGACAGCUAAAUUAAAAAAAAAAAGUAAAUAAAUAUAUAUUUAAAAAAAUCUGUCAUCAAUCAUAGGGCCCAGAUUUGUGGUUGCCUAGGAGAAGGGGUGAUGGGAGAUGGAUGGACUGGGAUUUUGUGGUUAGCAGAUGCAAACUGUGAUAUAUAGAAUGGAUAAACAGCUAGACCCUCAUUCUACUACGUAGCACAGGGAAUUAUAUUCAACAUCCUGUGAUACACUAUUAUGGAAAAGAAUAUGAAAAAGAAUAUAUAUGUAUGUGUAACUGUUAGGUAGUUAGAAUAGGAAAAAGGAGUCUGGAAUGGCCAUGACUAAAAGACAAGGAAGGGAAAAGCCCAUGAAAAUAGAACAAAGGAAGGUCUGAGGACCUGAGUGAGGACCUCAGACAGAACAAACAGCACUCCUGGCUAGCCCAGUUUACAUAGGGCAGGCCCAGGGGGAGAAAUAACAUAUAAAAAGAGGAGCCAAAGGGCCUGGGGGGUUGGGGGGGCCUCUCUUCUGCACACAUGCAUGUGCGAGUGCUCUCAUGUACUUGCUCUACUCUUCAUGUCUUUUGGGUCGGCAUGCCCUCAUGCCUCGAGGAUAUAUUUUCCUUUAUUUUCUAAAUAAAGCCUAGCUGUAACACGGAGCUGUACCACUGAUCUGUCUGAAAGCUGUAACACGGUCUGUGAGAGCUGAGACACGAUCUGUCUGAGGGCUUUAACGUCCGUCACUUCAAAUUUUUAUGGCGAUGAGACAGAACCAAGGAAAUUACACAUUCCCCUGAUAUAACUAAAUCACUUUGCUGGACAGCAGAAACUAACACAACAUUUUGUAAAUUGCAAAUCAACUAUGACGUGGUCUGGCAUCGUUUCCAACUCUUUUGUGACCCCACGGACUGUACCCGCCAGGCUCCUCUGUCCAUGGCAUUUCCCAAGCAAGAAUACUGGAGUGGGUUGCCAUGGCCUCCUCCAGCGGAUCUUCCCAACACAGGGGUUGAACACAUCAAUAAAAAAGUUUCUUUUUUACAGCUCUAUCAUGAAGAAGCUGUCCUUCUGGAAACAAAGAUACAAAGAAAAGGAAAUAAGGGAAAAAAUUGAGAGUGUUGGAUGGUAAUAUGUGUUUAGAGAAGCAUCACCCA
Molecule: messenger RNA, 2791 nt
Organism: Dama dama (fallow deer)
Lineage: Eukaryota; Metazoa; Chordata; Mammalia; Artiodactyla; Cervidae
Product: myeloid cell surface antigen CD33-like
Exons: 7
Coding region: 27-917 (296 amino acids)
Biological process (GO): cell adhesion
Cellular component (GO): plasma membrane
Molecular function (GO): sialic acid binding
Source: RefSeq, a predicted model, not a curated record